Molecule: messenger RNA, 2336 nt
Organism: Drosophila santomea
Lineage: Eukaryota; Metazoa; Arthropoda; Insecta; Diptera; Drosophilidae
Product: gamma-butyrobetaine dioxygenase
Exons: 2
Coding region: 19-1260 (413 amino acids)
Biological process (GO): carnitine biosynthetic process
Cellular component (GO): mitochondrion
Molecular function (GO): oxidoreductase activity
Source: RefSeq, a predicted model, not a curated record
ACCGAGUACUACAACGCCAUGUGGGUUCCGAGAUUAGUUGGUCGUUCCCUGAGUCAACUGAAAACCAUUCAUACGGUUCAGUUUGCUCGCCAAAUCAGUGCCAAGAUCGUGAAUGAAUCGAAUAUCGAGGUGCAGCCGGAGGCAAAUGGCAAACCACUAACUUUUCCGGGUGUUUGGCUGCGGGACAAUUGCAUGUGCGGUGAUUGCUUUCACGGCAGCUCCAAGUCGCGUAAACUGGACUGGGAUAACUUCGAUACCCGCAUCCGGCCAGUCAGCCUGCAGACAGAUGAGCAAUCCAAGGAGGUGCUGGUCAAGUGGAGCGAUGCACACGAGAGCAGAUUCCCAUUGACGUGGCUAAAGGAGCGGAGUUUCGAGCCAGAUAAACAGCAGAAAUACCUGCGGGACUUCUACAGACCCACAACUAGACACUGGUCGGGUGCGGAGUUUCAGGAGAUUGCCCAGCACUUCAGCUACGAUGAGGUGAUGGCCCAGGACUCGGUGCUGAUGCAGUGGCUCCAGGCGCUGGCCGUCUACGGCGUGGCACUGCUCCGUGGUGCUCCGCUGGAUGAGGGCGUGGUGCGGCGACUGGCGGAUCGGGUGGGCUUCAUCAGGCGCACCACCUACGGCGAGGAGUUUGUGGUGCAGGCCAAGCCGGGUGCCCAGAAUUUUGCCUAUCUUUCGCUACCACUGCCCCUGCACACGGAUCUGCCCUACUACGAGUAUAAGCCAAGUGUCAACAUCCUGCACUGCGUUGUGCAAACGGAUUCACCUGGCGGCAGCAAUAUGCUGGUGGAUGGCUUCCACGUGGCCGACCUCCUGCGACGCGAUCAUCCCGAGGACUUUGAGCGCCUCAGCCGCGUGGUCGUCGAUUGGAACGACAUUGGCAGCGAGGAUGGACGAGAGUUUCACAACAUCUGGCGGGCACCAGUCAUCUGCUUGGACGCCGAGGGGCGAUACACGCGUAUAAAUCACAGCGUUCCGCAGCGGGACAGUCACUUCAACGUGCCGCUCGAGGAGGUCCUUCCGUGGUACGAGUCCUACGCGCGCUUCGUUCGCCUGGCCAUCGCGGAUAGCCACGCCUUCAAGACGCGUCCUGGCGAUGUCCUGACCUUCAACAACAUUCGCCUGCUCCACGGCCGUACUGGUUAUGAUGACUCGGAGGCGAGUCCGCGCUAUAUAGUGGGCGCCUAUCUGGACUGGGACAUCAUAUACUCGCGCCUGAGGGUAUUGAAAAAACGCUCGACUGCGAGUUGCCAAUAAAAGGCGAGAUAACAUAUUUUCCAAGCCAUUUGAUGUAAGCUUCUCAUUUGAAUACUUGCACCACAGCCCAAAAGAUUUUCGGUACUUUGCCAGCAGCCACAUAUGCUUCUGAAUCCUGAGUUCUGAGUCCUGAAUCCUGGAGGCAGGAUGACAUCCAGCAGCCGGAAUCCUCCUAAUCCGGUUUAGCUUAGGGCGCCAAUUUCGGCAGUUAAACCAGCUCAAGCGCAAAAAUGAAAAGUUGUAAAAAAUCGCGAUGAUCCUGGCGAUGAAAAAAAGUCACCACUUUGGGUAGGAGGGCAACAUUUGAUGGGCGGUGGGGGAAAAAUGUCUCGGCUUAUUUGCAUCGCGGCAUUGCCUGACAAAUCGUUUGUGAAAAUGAUUGACGUCGGUGGGCGUUGUGGGUAUAAAAUGCGUGAAAAGUGGGCGGGGCAAUUGCCUAAACACUCUGCGAGUGUCUAAAAGUGUACAUAUCUUAGGGGAAACACUUAAAAUCCAUCACACAGGAACAAGAUUGUAUCUAAGCCAAACCAUAAUCGUUACUAUGUUUUACAUAUGACAUUUUAUUUAUUUAAGCUAAGAUGAAAACAGAAAUUUUAUAGUAUAAUUAGAUAAUUAGAUAUAAAAUCAUUCCAAAGAGUGCAUCCAGUUGCAUUCCAGGGAUUUGCAUCUAGUAACAUUCGCUAAACCUUUAAUUACUAUUAACACAGGUGUUUUAGUUUGAAUGUUCAUUAACAAUUAUAGAAUUUCCCUCGUGUUAAUAUAGUUUCUGUGUAGUUUUUUCCAUUUUCCUUUAUGAAAUCUCAUGGAAAUCCUAGUUUGGAGUGCAAUAACCUUAAAUGGCACUCAAUGAGCAGCCCGUUUAUCGCCCGACACGCGUCUCCGGGUCCUCGAGGUGGCAGCUCUCGGGAUCCUCGAAGUACCCAACUGAAUGGGGCAAAAAAGAAAGUACUUGGGACCCGGAAACGUAGCCGUAAAUGUUGCCGUAACCGUUACUGUAACCAUGCCCUUACCCUUACCACCAGAAAAACAGAAAAAAAAAGAAGAAAAUCUGCCGCCUCCGGCUGGAAAACUUCUAU